This is a messenger RNA of Penicillium daleae, 1104 nucleotides long. RefSeq names its product TauD/TfdA dioxygenase family protein. The coding region runs from base 1 to 1104 and encodes 367 amino acids. Gene Ontology annotation, molecular function: 2-oxoglutarate-dependent dioxygenase activity. NCBI's taxonomy places the organism in Eukaryota, Fungi, Ascomycota, Eurotiomycetes, Eurotiales, Aspergillaceae. The record is from RefSeq and is a predicted model, not a curated record. Gene Ontology annotation, cellular component: cytoplasm. The transcript has 3 exons.
AUGGCUCCUCGCAUCAAUGACCCUGCGCUUCCUUUGCGCGCUGGGCCUGGCAGUCUCGCCGAACAGGUACAAUAUCCCGUGCCAUUGCGCUCGAAUGGGGCACUAGAGAAGUUCGAUUCAGAGGACACGACACCUACGAUCGGUCGUGAAUUCUUUAAUGUUAAUAUCGUGGAUGAACUUUUGAAUGCCCCAAACUCGGACGAACUCAUUCAGGAUCUUGCCAUCACCAUUUCCGAACGGGGUGUCGUCUUCUUUCGUGCCCAGGACAACCUUACCGAUGAUCUACAGAAGCAACUAGUUCAUCGACUUGGUCAGCUAUCUGGAAAGCCAGCUGAUUCGACGUUGCAUAUUCACCCAGUGCUCAACAACACUAACGAAUUCGGAGUCUCGGACGCGCAGGUGAGCACUAUCAGCUCACUCGCACGGAAGAAGAUGUUCCGCCACGAGAAUCAGUCGAACAGGCGUCGCUACGACGCGGCUCAGUGGCAUUCCGAUAUCCAAUUCGAACCUGCGCCGGCUGAUUACACCUCUCUUCGCUUGACCCAGUUGCCAAAGACAGGUGGUGAUACACUUUGGGCAUCGGGGUACGAACUUUACGACCGGUUCUCACCAGCGUAUCAACGAUUUUUUGAGACCCUCACCGCUACGUAUAGCGGUUCAGGGUUCAUUGCCGCUGCCAAGGCCGAUCCGGAAAACAUCAAGCUCUAUACUGAGCCAAGGGGCAAUCCACUCAAUGUUGGCGAAGAGCUAUCCACUGUCCAUCCUGUUGUGCGCACCAACCCGGUGACUGGCUGGAAAAGCAUCUACGCAGUUGGGCCAUUCCCUAAGCAAAUCAAUGAACUCAACUCAAGUGAAUCAGAGGAGCUCUUGAAGAAGUUUUACAACACAAUUCUGGAAAACCACGACAUUCAGGUUAGAUUCAAGUGGCGGAAUCCGAACGAUAUCGCGAUUUGGGACAAUCGAUCCGCUUUCCACACUGCAACGUUCGACUAUGAAGGGCUAGGGGAGCGCUUUGGUCACCGCGCGGUUGGCAUAGGUGAAAAGCCGUACUUGGAUCCUAAUAGUACAUCGAGGGCGGAAGCAUUGGCAGCUGAAAGGGGUUGA